AUCCAUUAGCUGGAGAACUUAACAAAUAGUUUCACCUUAUUGUUAAUUCAUCAUACAUAACAAAUGACAUCAAUUAGUUGUUAAUUGUCAAAAAUACGUUACGACUUUUUCUAAGUAUAAAACUAUUGUCGUUUUAAAAUAUUAGUUAUUCAGGAUCUUACUGUGCUAACAUAGUUUAAAAAAAAAUUUAAAACGUUAAUCACAAUGAACACAAGCGGUGAAGAGGCGUUUGAAUUUAACGACAUUCGAAAAGUAUGCACCGCACAAAACCAAUGCGACAACCAGAUUCCAAUGGAGAUAAGUCCGUCGAAAUUCAAAAUCACAAGUCCUGUAAAGUCACCGCCAGUGAAACGCCUCAAAAUCGGGAAAACUAAGUUUAGAGGUCCGAUAGAUGUCGCGCUCAAAGGAUUGAGUCCCGCUCAGCUGAUCGACAUGAUUAAGACAAUUACUAAGAAGCAUCCUGAUUUAGAACAUGAGAUCCGGAAGGAAAUGGAGGAACCUGAUCUCGCGCCUUUGGAAGAAAAUUUGAAUUACUUGAAGUCCAACAUCUUCAAAGGCUCUCCGACGUCACGCCUGCCUUCCGACUCGCCGUCUUAUUCUCGGGUCUCUGUACAUUUGGCCGCUUUCAAGAAGUGCUUGGUUGAACAGGGAGUUCAACUCACAGAAUCCCAGCACUGGGAGUCAGUGAUCAAGUACGUGUUGUUGUCCUGGAGCUACGUGCAAGCGCUCCCAGUGUGGUACCACCAGCCCCACAACGCCCACAGGAAGCAGUGCUUCCGAGCAUUGCUCAACUUCUGUUUGACAGCGCUCAGGAAGGGAACUCUGAAUAAGGAAUUCCUGAUAGACGUUCAAGAUAAGCUCCAAUGCUUUGUGUCUGAUUCUGAGGAGGUGCAAACAUGUCUGAAGCAAGUGCAAUAUCUGCUCCAAAAAUGAUUUAUUUUCAAUAUUUGUGGUAUUUUUUAUAUAUAAAAUAUAAAUAUAACAUAUAAUCACGUCUAUAUCCCUUGCGGGGUAGGCAGAGCCAGCAGUCACUAAAAGCCCACGUUCAUCUGUUUGGCUCAAUGAUAUAAUUCAGAUUCAAAUAGUGACAGGUUGCUAGCCCAUCGCCUAUAAGAGGAAUCCCAAGUUUAUGAGCCUAUACCUUAUUCGCCUUUUACGACAGCAAUGGGAAAGAGAUGGAGUGAUUCUAUUCCAUUCUUUUUUCUAUUGGUGCCGGGAACCACACGGCACUAUUUUUAUACACAAUAGAUAUUUUCCUGGUUUAACCUUGUGUUAUUUCUAAUGACAUUACUUUCCCAUUUCUUUGAUUGUAUUUUUUUGUGUAACUUUUUGGAUGUUUCGUUUUGUUUAAUGAUAAAUAUACUCUUAACGGAUUGCUCGUAUCUUGUUUACAUAGUAUUAAGUUGUAAGAAGACUAUAAUAAGUACCACGUUGUCACGUAUUACAUACUAGGUGUGCCCGCGACUUCGUCCGCUUGGAAUAGUUAUUUUGGGCAUCAUUGGGCUUCCAUGAUCAAGGAUGAAUAAUUUUCCUAUUUUACAUUAUUUCUUCGCUCCUGUUAGUUGCAGCGUGAUGAUAAAUAGCCUAAAGCCCUCCUCGAUAAAUGGUCUAUUCAACACAAAAAUAAUUUUUCAAUUCGAACCAGUAGUUCCAGAGAUUAGCGCGUUCAAACAAACAUACUCUUCAGCUUUAUUAUAUUAGUACAUACAUACAUAAAUUCACGCCUCUUAU
This is a messenger RNA of Amyelois transitella, 1731 nucleotides long. RefSeq lists its product as uncharacterized. Gene Ontology annotation, biological process: proteasome localization; nuclear protein quality control by the ubiquitin-proteasome system. Gene Ontology annotation, cellular component: nucleus. Lineage: Eukaryota; Metazoa; Arthropoda; Insecta; Lepidoptera; Pyralidae. The transcript is spliced from 3 exons. The record is from RefSeq and is a predicted model, not a curated record. The coding region runs from base 205 to 933 and encodes 242 amino acids.